Messenger RNA from Rattus rattus (black rat), 964 nucleotides. RefSeq names its product transmembrane 4 L six family member 4 (gene Tm4sf4). The coding region runs from base 356 to 964 and encodes 202 amino acids. NCBI's taxonomy places the organism in Eukaryota, Metazoa, Chordata, Mammalia, Rodentia, Muridae. Gene Ontology annotation, cellular component: membrane. The record is from RefSeq and is a predicted model, not a curated record. The transcript has 5 exons.
CCAGCUUUCUCUUCAAUUGCAACAACUCGAACAUCUUGUCUGUGCUGGUGGAUUAUUAACAGAGGUUAUUGGUCUCCAUGGCAAAACAAUUGAACGAUCGCACAGAACGUAAUCUCAUUUAUGGGGUGCAAAAAAAAAAAAGACAGUGGGUCAGGGAUAUAAAUGCCCAUUGCCACUGAGGGCCUGCUAUAGUUCAGAAGUGACUCCACGGUUCAAAACGCUCUGACAUUUUGGUCCCAAAUUUCUUACUGAACCAGGUACAGCCACUGCAACACGCUGCCAAAAUCCCUGAGGAGCCCUGUGAAGCUGGUGGUGAGGAGCCUUUGAUCUCUGUGCUUUACUGUGCCACCCCAACAUGUGUACUGGGGGCUGUGCCAGGUGCCUGGGGGGCAUCCUCAUUCCCCUGGCUCUGUUUGCCAUCCUGGCAAAUAUCCUGUUGUUUUUUCCUGGAGGAAAAGUGGUGGCUGACAAGAGCCACCUUUCGGAUGAGGUCUGGUACUUCGGAGGAAUACUGGGAAGCGGAGUCUUGAUGAUCUUCCCUGCGCUGGUGUUCUUGGGCCUGGAGAACAAUGACUGCUGCGGAUGCUGUGGUAAUGAGAGCUGUGGGAAGCGAUUUGCGAUGUUCACCUCCACAUUGUUUGCUGCGGUUGGCUUCUUGGGUGCUGCAUACUCAUUUAUCGUCUCAGCCGUUUCCAUCAACAAGGGUCCUAAAUGCUUCAUGAUCAGUAACACCUGGGGAUACCCCUUCCACGAAGGUGAUUAUCUUAAUGACCAAGCCUUGUGGAGCAAGUGCGUAGAACCCCGCGAUGUGGUCCCUUGGAAUCUCACCCUUUUCUCCAUUCUGCUGGUCAUCGGAGGGAUCCAGAUGGUUCUCUGUGCCAUCCAGGUGAUCAAUGGCCUCCUGGGAACUCUCUGUGGAGACUGCCAGUGCUGUGGCUGCUGUGGGAUGCUGGACAAAACCUAA